CCCAGCUAAUGGAUAUCAGAGAUGUGAGAAGUGUUUGUACUCUUCGAGUACUCUGCAACGCCGAUGAGUACAGGGUUGUUGUUGUUGUUUUUUUAAACUCUCCCAUAUUAAACUACUGUAAUCCCUGUAUGCUCGGUUUUUCCUCUCGAACCUGAGUCAAUUUCGCCUGGAUCGGAACCGGCCAUGACCGUGGAGCAGAAUGUCCUGCAGCAGCACUCUCAGAAGCACCAGCAGACAUUACUGAACCAGCUGAGGGAAGUUACUGGAACUACAGAUGUUCAGCUGUUACAGCAGGCACUGCAGGUCAGUAACGGUGACCUAGCUGAGGCGGUGGCCUUUCUCACUGAGAAGAACACCAAGGUCCCGCAGCAAGAUGAAGCCACCUAUUACCAGACGGCCCAAAUCACCAAUGAUAGAUACAUCAGUGUGGGCAGCCAGGCUGACACAAAUGUAAUUGAUCUCACUGGAGAUGAUAAAGAUGACCUUCAGCGGGCCAUCGCUCUCAGUCUGGAGGAGUCAAACAGGGCCUUCAGGGAGACAGGCAUCACUGACGAAGAGCAGGCUAUCAGCAGAGUCCUGGAGGCUAGCAUUGCUGAGAACAAGGCCAGCCUGAAGCGCACGCACACAGAAGUAUGGAGCGAUUCACCCAACCCUCACGACAGGAAGAGGCAGGAGAACUGUCCCGUAGGGCUGAAGAACGUGGGGAACACGUGCUGGUUCAGUGCAGUUAUACAGUCUCUUUUUAACCUGCUGGAGUUCCAGAGGCUGGUGUUGCAUUAUUCGCCCCCUGCACGGAUGCAGGACUUGCCCCGCAAUCAGAAGGAGCACAGGAACCUGCCCUUCAUGCAGGAGCUGAGACACCUCUUUUCUUUGUUGGUGGGUUCCAAGCGAAAGUAUGUGGACCCGUCCAGGGCCGUGGAGAUCCUCAAGGAUGCCUUUAAGUCCAGUGAAUCUCAGCAGCAGGAUGUGAGUGAGUUCACCCAUAAACUCUUGGACUGGCUUGAGGACGCGUUUCAGAUAAAGGCAGAGGAGGACAGAGAGGGAGAGAAGCCAAAGAACCCGAUGGUUGACCUGUUUUAUGGCCGUUUUCUGGCAGUGGGUGUCCUGGAAGGAAAGAAAUUUGAGAACACUGAGAUGUUUGGACAGUACCCUCUGCAGGUGAACGGCUUCAAAGAUCUGCACGAGUGUUUAGAGGCAGCCAUGAUAGAGGGAGAAAUCGAGUCUUUGCAUUCUGCCGAGAACUCUGCCAAAUCAGGGCAAGAGCACUGGUUCACAGAACUCCCACCGGUUUUGACCUUUGAACUGUCUAGGUUCGAGUUUAAUCAAACCUUAGGCCGACCUGAGAAGAUUCACAACAAGCUAGAGUUUCCCUCCAUGCUGUACAUGGACAGGUACAUGGACAGGAACAGAGACAUCACACGGAUAAAACGAGAGGAGAUCAGAAGACUAAAGGAGCACCUGACCGUUCUCCAGCAGCGACUUGAGAGGUAUCUGAGCUAUGGCUCAGGGCCCAAGCGGUUUCCUCUGGCCGAUGUUCUUCAGUAUGCCAUGGAGUUUGCGUCCAGCAAGCCUGUGUGCACGUCGCCUUUGGAGGACGUUGAUACAACAGCACUACCUGGUGGCACGACUGCACAGCUGCCACCUCCAGCAAGCACAGGGGAGCAGCCGGAUACAUCUGUCCCAGCCGAGGGCUCCGGCUCUGGUUCACAGGCCCAGCAACAGCAACGGGUUUCGAUCCAUAAACCGUUCACUCAGUCUCGUGUGCCCCCAGAUCUACCCAUGCACCCCGCCCCACGGCACAUCACAGAGGAGGAGCUGCGGGUGCUGGAGGGCUGUCUGCACCGCUGGAGGAGCGAGGUGGAGAACGACACCAGGGAUCUGCAGGCCAGUAUAUCUAGAAUCCACAGAACCAUCGAGCUUAUGUAUUCUGACAAGUCCAUGAUGCAGGUGCCGUACCGGCUGCAUGCUGUUUUGGUCCACGAAGGUCAGGCUAACGCAGGUCACUACUGGGCAUACAUCUUCGACCCACAUCAACAGCAAUGGAUGAAAUACAAUGACAUUUCGGUGACAAAGUCAUCCUGGGAGGAGCUGGUGCGAGACUCAUUCGGUGGAUAUCGCAAUGCCAGCGCAUACUGCCUCAUGUACAUUGAUGAUAAAAAGCCCUUCCUUAUUGAAGAGGAGUUUGAUAAAGAGACAGGGCAGAUGCUCAGCGGCUUGGACAAGCUCCCUCCUGAUCUAAAGGAGUAUGUGGAGGCAGAUAACAAGCUCUUUGUGAGAGAGAUGGAGGAGUGGGACGCUCUUCAAGCGCGCAAACUCCAGCAGGAGAAACUGGCUCUGGCCGCCGCCAGUGUGGCCGCCCAACCUAUGAGCACUGAACCCUGCCCUCCAGACAACACAGCUCCCUCAACAGCCUCACAGCAUGACCUAGAGUACAUGGAGCAGCAGUCGCCCACCGGAGACUCCAAACACCUGCAGGAAGACACAGAGAGAGCCAUCAGCAAAGCUGCAGCUGAGCAUGAUGAGAAGAGUCCAGAGGCCCUGCUCAACACAUGUCAGUCAUCACAUCCCGACAGCGAGGUGACCUCUGACCCCUGUCCUCCCCUUGACCCUGAGCAGGACGACUCCGCCUCCUCUCCGCCCGCACCUCAGCGGGUGGUGGAGGUGGCCAUUCCUAAUGUAGGAACCUUUGUCAUUCAGUCGAAGGAGGGAGGUUAUGAUGAUGAGGCGAUGAUGACCCCAAACAUGCAGGGUGUCAUAAUGGCCAUUGGCAAAUCCAGGAGUGUUUAUGACAAGUGUGGGCCUGAAGCAGCGUUCUUUAAGGCAAUGAAAGUAGAGUACACUCGCUUACUGAGGUUUGCUCAGGAGGACACGCCCCCUGAGAGAGACUACCGACUGCAGCAUGUCAUUGUUUACUUCAUUCACAACCAGGCACCCAAAAAGAUUGUGGAGAGAACUCUGCUCAUGCAGUUUGCCGACAGAAACCUUGGCUUUGAUGAGAGGUGUAAGAGCAUCAUGAAGGUGGCACGUGCUAAACUGGAGCUCAUUAAGCCUGACGAGGUGAACAUGGAGGAAUACGAGAUGUGGCAUCAGGAUUACAGGAAAUUCCGUGGCACGACAGUGUUUCUGUUAAUCGGCCUGGAAUUAUUCCUAAAGAAAAGUUACGUGGAAGCAUUGAUGUACCUGAUCUUCGCCUACCAGUACAACAAAGAGCUCCUGGCAAAAGGGCCAUACAGAGGACACGAUGAGGAGCUGAUCGCCCAUUACCGCAGAGAGUGCCUGCUAAAGUUGAACGAACACGCGACUGUCCUCUUUGAGACAGGCGAGGAGACUGAAGUGAAUGCGGGUCUGAACAUCAUGAAUGAGCUGGUGGUGGCCUGUAUUCCACUGCUGCUGGUGGAUGAGAUGGAGGAGAAAGACAUGGUGGCUGUCGAAGACAUGAGGAACCGAUGGUGCUCGUACCUGGGCCAGGAAAUGGAGCCCUGAAAUGAAAACGGACACAGUUUUUGUUU
Molecule: messenger RNA, 3509 nt
Organism: Sinocyclocheilus rhinocerous
Lineage: Eukaryota; Metazoa; Chordata; Actinopteri; Cypriniformes; Cyprinidae
Product: ubiquitin carboxyl-terminal hydrolase 25-like
Exons: 26
Coding region: 184-3483 (1099 amino acids)
Biological process (GO): protein deubiquitination
Cellular component (GO): cytosol; nucleus
Molecular function (GO): protein binding; cysteine-type deubiquitinase activity
Source: RefSeq, a predicted model, not a curated record